UUUCUGUUCAGUGGCCCUAAUCCUCUUCCGUAUGAAUCACCUUCCCCAGCCAGCAUGUUAAAGGUUAAAAUGGGAAAGUGCUCCUCACGUUUCUGACCACUGGGGGGCAGUAAACACCAACAGUAACACGGUCUUCUGUGUCAGUGACGCUGCUGCUGAUGACUUGCAUCAUAUAUUUUAGUGCUUUAGUAACAGUUUUCUCUGAGUAACCUUUUAUAGAUGAAAACCUUCCAUUAUUUUAUUUAUCUGGCUCAACCUGAACAUUGUUUGGAGUACUGCAGCGCCGCUCUGUUCGUCAUCCUGCAGCUGUUCGGUUCGGUUCGGAGGUAAAUAUGAUGAUAAAGCCCCAUCUGAACAUCCGAAUUACAGUGAGAGUCUACAAGAUCUCUCACUGAAUCAGCAUCACACAGAAAAACUCCGCCAUUUUCCUGAGGAUCAUGUCUGAAAGUAGUGCUGAGUCACAUGAAGGCCUUGAUCCAUCACAACCCUCAUCAAAGGCAGACCCUCUGAGGAUAGUUCUACUGGGCCGAACCGGGACAGGCAGAAGCUCCUCGGGGAAUACCAUCCUGGGUAGAGCAGCCUUCUGGGUGGAGGCGUCUCCGUGUUCUACAACCACAACGUGCAGGAGACAAACCGGGACAGCAGGCGAGCGGAGUGUAUCGAUUAUCGACACCCCAGGGUUCUUCCAUACACACCUGUCCCCUCAGGAGGUCAUGACAGAGGUGGGUCGGUGUGUGACGUUGUAUUCUCCAGGUCCACACGUGUUCUUGGUGACCCUGCAGCCCGGCAGGUUCACUCAGGAGGAGAAAGAGGCUUUGGAGUGGAUCAAGGUGCGGUUUGGGCCUGAAGUGUGCAGGUUUACCGUGGUGCUGUUCACCUGGGGAGACCAGCUGCAGGGCAAACAUCUGGAGGACUUCCUGGAGGAAAGUCGAGAGCUGUCGGAGUUUGUCAGCAGCUGCCAGGGAGGGUAUCACGUCUUUGACAACAGCAAGCAGGGCGAGACAACAGACUGCUCACAAGUCACUCAACUUCUGAAGAAGAUUGACACAAUGGUGGAGAACAAUGGAGGCGGUUGCUAUAGCAACCAGACAUACAAGGACGCUGAGAGCAUCUUGAUGGAGGCACAAGGGAGGAUUCUGGAGCAAAGACGUCACAAAGUAGAGUCUGCUCCCAAGGAAGAGCGGGGAGGUGCCUCAGAGCGGAUAGGGAGAGAGGAAGAGGAGGCCAGGAGGAGAGAGAAGAGGCUUUUCUGGUGCGAGCUGGUGACUGCACUGGGGAGAGGUGCUGCAGAGGGCGCGGGAAUCAUCGGCAAAGACAAGGGGAAACCUGUGAAGAAGGGGAAGGUGGUGGAGAAGGCUGCAGCUCUGGCCAUGUCGCCCGUCUCCAUCAAGUCCGCCGUUAAGGUGGUGGGAGGAGCGGUGAGAGAAGGAAGCAAGGUGUUCUCCAAACACAAGAAAACGCUGCUGCACUGAUAGAAAAGCCAUCAGAUACGCGAGGCUUUUUUCAGACAGGAGGACGUGGAAACUCACUCCUCUGUUUUUGUGACACAAAAGGACGACUCGAUCAGGUUACAACAAGAGUGUUUAAUUAUGACACCGCAGCAGAUGCCUGCUGCUUCUUUGGCUUUUUACAACAUGUUAGCCCUUUUUCCCUCCAGAUAAAAAAAAAUAAAGAACAGGUUCUGUACAGGAA
Messenger RNA from Nothobranchius furzeri (turquoise killifish), 1692 nucleotides. Its product is annotated as GTPase IMAP family member 9. The record is from RefSeq and is a predicted model, not a curated record. Gene Ontology annotation, molecular function: GTP binding. Lineage: Eukaryota; Metazoa; Chordata; Actinopteri; Cyprinodontiformes; Nothobranchiidae.